This is a messenger RNA of Gossypium arboreum, 864 nucleotides long. RefSeq lists its product as uncharacterized. Gene Ontology annotation, molecular function: mRNA binding. The transcript has 4 exons. Lineage: Eukaryota; Viridiplantae; Streptophyta; Magnoliopsida; Malvales; Malvaceae. Gene Ontology annotation, cellular component: cytoplasm. The record is from RefSeq and is a predicted model, not a curated record. Bases 158 to 511 code for a protein of 117 amino acids.
UUUUAUCCCCAAAUUUCCCCCCUAAACCCCCGACUUUUCCCCUAAAACUGGUAUCCUCAAAACACCCUUUAGGUGUUUCUCUCUGCCACUUUUGCUACUUUCCAAUUUUCCCAGCUAAAUAGUUUUCUUUUAAAAAUUUUGAAUUCUUCUUGCAUUCAUGUGCUCCACUGAUCUGAAACUGUCAUGCUCUUUCUUUUUCAUUAACCCAUUGCAUUAUUCCACUUCACUUUGUUCUAAAUUUUCAGAUUUCCAUCUGGGCUUUUAUCUUCCCCUGUUUUUAUUUUGUGGGUUCUAUAGACAAGGCACACCUUGCAUCAUAGAUUGUGUGAUGGCUGAGCUUGAAAAAUUGGGGCAAAAGUACCGUGUAGCUUUGAGGUGUAGUUUCAUGAACUUUUCUAGAAAUACAAGGUGCUUAAAGUGUAAAGAAAAGGGUCCAAAGAGGGUUGCAACGGAUGAUGUUCAAAUGAAGAAAGGGGAUUGGAACUGCCCAGGGAGAAACCAAUUACACUAGAUUGCGGUCCAAGAACAAUUUGUAGAAGGCACAUAAUGACUGGCUCCUACCUUUACGAAUGCUUGUGGGAGGCAUUGCAGCAACGAAUAAGAAUGGGAUUGAUCAACAUGCAGUUGACACCGUAUGUGCUCUGAAUUCGAAUUCAGGUGUGAGUUUAAGAUAUUUUAUGUGCAAAAAAUUAUUAGAGUGCCUUAUGUUUGUAUGUUAGUUAAGCAGAUUAUAGAUAGAACCUGCAGUAGGAUCAACUAAUUAGUUGAUCAAAAACUACACCCAAUUUUGUAAACGUCUACUUGCAUAUUUGCAUAUACUUAUUAAUAAUCUCAUGUCAACUAAUUAUUCUUUUUUUUAUUUAA